Messenger RNA from Odontomachus brunneus, 2470 nucleotides. RefSeq lists its product as uncharacterized. The transcript has 5 exons. Lineage: Eukaryota; Metazoa; Arthropoda; Insecta; Hymenoptera; Formicidae. Bases 118 to 1269 code for a protein of 383 amino acids. The record is from RefSeq and is a predicted model, not a curated record.
UCAACCAAUAAUUGAAGUCUGAAGUCUGAAAGUUUAGUUGCAAAGAGAUAACCUAGUAGGACCAGUGGAAUUUUAUUGUAUUUACUGAUAUACUUUAGUUUGUGUUUUGAUAAAAAAAUGGAUAAAUUUGAUACAGAAGUUUGUGGUUUUUUAUAUGUUAAAUCGAUAGGACAUAGAUAUAUCGCGCAAAAGAUAAGAAAAAAGCCUUUGGUAUCAACAAAAGUUUGGAAACGACUUUGGUGUUCUAUAAAGAUAUUAGGAUCUGGACUUGAAACUGAAACACAACAUUGGAUGAAGAAUAUCAGAAACCUCUUAAAUCCUAAGAGAGAUUGUUGCACAAAGAAAUCAUAUAAUAUAUCCAUGGUUGAUAAUGCACAUUCGAAGGCAGCAGGAUUGCUUGGUUUAUAUGGAAAUUUAACUGCUACUGAAACAGGAAUAUUGAUUAAAGAUCCUCAUAAGGAUGAAAUAAUUAAAUUUUUUGAAUGGAAAGAAUUUUGUCAAUUUCAUUUAAUGACAGCAGGUCGUCCAGAAGAUGUAAAACGUAUUUGUGUAAUACAUACAACUAAAGAAUUUUGCUGUGGUAUUGGAGAACUCUAUUUAUUUUGUCUUAAUGCUAAUAAGUUAUUACAAGAUUUAGUAACACAGGGUCGUGGUCCAAAAUAUAGACAAAAGUUUUUGAAUCUCAAUAAUGAAAUCUGUGAAAUAUCAAAAUAUAAUGAACUUACUAGCCCUCUUUCACAAGAAAGUAAUUCGCUAUGUUUAUUGGAUGUAGGGACAGAUUGUUUUAGGACAUCAAUACACAGUAAAGCUAUAGAGAACACAUAUCAAUCAAUACCUGCUAGCCUGACAUACAAGGAAUUAGAUUCUUAUAGUUACGAAGAAUCUGACACAUCAGUUGCUUCCGGAAUUUAUGAAGAAAUUAUGGACAAUGCAUAUUCUGCUAAAUCAAGAACCAAUACUUCAAAUGUUUAUGAGGAUACAGAUGAAAUUCUAUGUAAUGUACAUAUAAAACCUCCACCGCUGCCACCACGGCAGAGGCAAAAACCGGAGCACAUAAAGAAAGUUAGAGUAAAUACGAGAAAAUGUUUUUAUGCAGAAGUAUAUGAUUUUGAGGAAAGUCUGCAAAGUACUGAAAUAUGUGUGCAAGAAACUACUCUUGUAAACAACUCUAACUAUGUUCCGAUGUCACCACAAUUGAGAGGCCUUAAUAUGUUCAAAUUAGAUACUACGGAAAAUUCCAGACAGGAUGAUUAUAUAAUUAUGCAAUAAUUAUAUAUUUUGUAAUUCAUAGAAAAUUACAAAGAAUAUUUUGUAAUAUUGAAUACGAGAAUAAACAGAUGAAAUCGUCGCUUUCGACACGCACACACACACACACACACACACACACACACCCAAGUAUGUAGUAUUUAUUCAUACAUGAUUACAUAUAAUAUCUACUAUUACAUAAUUUACCAAUUUAAAAUGUAUUUUUAAAAAUCUUUAUUCUCUGUAUAUACUCAUUUUACAAGUGUUACAAAAACAAUAAAUAUGCGUGUGCGCGCAUAUAUAUACACAUCAUUAUAAAACAAUUAGUUUACUUUUGUCAUUUUAAUAAAUAUAUCUUUAUUCGGCACUAAGACAAAUGUCUGAGUAAUAUAUCCAAAUGAAGUUACUGUCUUUUCGCAAACAUCAAGUCUGUAAUUUCGCAAAAUACCAAUAAGUCAAAGUUUGGUUUGAAGAAUGCCUAUACGUUCACCUGCAAAAUGUAAUAUUAUCAAUUUGAACAUUACUUUAAAAUUUUUUUAACUUAAUCAGUUCAUAUUACAUUGUGAUAAAAACAUAUAAUUAUUUUAUCUGUAUAUAUCUUAUUUUAUAUUAUCUGUUCAUAUAUCUUGUAUAAUAUUUUAUGUUUCUCAAUUAAUUAAAUAUUAUAUUCACUUACGAUGCAAUUUCUUGGUCCAUAUCCAAAUAGAAAAUAAUGCAUUGGGUUUCUGGGUUGUAAAGUUUCGUCAAUGAAUCUUUCUGGAUCAAAGAUCUCUGGAUUAGGAUAUAUUUUUGGAUCGUGAUGUAAUGUGUAGAGAGGUAUAAUAACUUUUUGUUUUUUUGGCACGGUUACAUUAGUAUUUUUGAAAGUAUAGUUUGAUAAUACUUCUCGUUGUAAUGAAUCUGCUGGUUGUUUUUUUGCGCAAUGUCUCUAAAAAUAAUACAAUUUUUACAAAGUAGCAUCAAAUCAAUUUACUUAUCAGUAAUCGCGCUUUGAUAGCGUUGUUUUAUCAACUCAUUUAAACAUACUUAAUGUUACAUUUUUUUAGAAUAAAAAUAAUAAAAGGGAAUAAUUAUUAUAAAAAUGGAAUUAUUAAGUGAUUCUGAAAAUUGUGAUUGUGACGCAAGUAAAUAAGUAAAGUAGAAGUACAUUAUAUAAAUUUAAGCAUUAAUAUAUUUACCUUUAAAAACUGCAUUUAAAUAAAGCAUUGAGUUUAUAUUCUCAUAU